AUGGGAUUUUCGCUGUUCCCCGAAAACACUCAAGAACUGUGCAAGGAGUGGGAGCUGCGGUUCUUCGUCCUCCUCAGCUUGUUCCUCCAAUUGAUACUUGUGACUCAGGGCUUUCGGAGGAAAUCCAGCUACAAGUGCUGGAUCCGAGUCGUGGUCUGGACGGCGUACCCAUUGGCUGACCUCAUCGCAACCCUCACGCUCGGCGUCCUCUUGAACCGCCUGGCCACUAUCAAGGAAACGAAGGGGACGAUUGAUCCAAAGAGCCAUAUCGCUGCUUACUGGGUGCCGUUCCUUCUCCUCCACUUGGGUGGGCCUGACACGAUCACCGCGUAUGCCCUGAAGGACAUCGAACUGUGGUUGAGGCAGUUGGCGCGGCUUUGCGUCCAUGUUGGACUAGCUUGUUACGCCUACUUUGUAACCUUCUCAGGGUCUACGCUCUCGAUAUUAGCAGCUGGCGUGAUCCUGGUGGGGUUCAUCAAAUAUGUAGAGAGGACAUUGUGUUUGUACUGGGCAACCGAAGGUCAACUUCGAGAUUCGAUGCUUUCACUUCCUGAUUUCGAGUACCCUCUGAAGAAGGAGGAGGGUUACCGACUCAGCAUUGACGAGGAGAGCGGUCAAGCCAUCGACAAAGAAAAGGACAGUACUCUGGUCAAAGCGUAUGAGUUGUUCAAGAUCUUCAAGCCUCUCUUCGUAGGCCUCAUCCUUAGCUCUGGCGACCUGGAGGCCAGUAAGCGCAUGUUCAUGAAUAAAGCCAUGGACUCAGCAACAGCUUUUAGCAUAGUAGAGAUCCAGCUCGGGUUCAUGUACGAUCAGCUCUUCACAAAGGCACUGUUGCUGACCCGUGCUUGGGGCAUCAUUCGUUGGGUCAUUAAUCUCUCGGUGCUGUGUGCCGUGUUGGUAUUCUUCUCUUUACAGGAUAGGAAGGAUUACCCCAAAGUCGACGUCUAUAUCACCUUCUUGCUGAUAGGUGCGGCUGUACUUUUAGAGAUUUACUCAGUUCUUCUCGCAAUUUCAUCCGAUUGGGUCAACCACUGGCGUCUUCAGAGAUCUGGCGGAUCCGCAAUAUCAUCUGCCGUGGCUUUUCUCCAGAUCUGCCAGACCCCCAGAUGGUCGAAUUCCGUGGCCCAGUUCAGCCUCUUGAAAUUUUCUGUCGGGAAAAGAAACAGGAUCUUCAGCAAGUAUCUGAGGCUCACCAAGUUAGAUGAGGAGUUGGAGAAGAACUUCUACAUUGAUUACAAAGAGUUCAAGAGCAACAUCAAAGAAUGGACCUUCGAUCACAUGAGGGAUACGGUCGAUUUUCUGUUUCAGGACGCCAGAGUGAAGAGCGGGUCCAUGAGUCUUAAGCUGGAGGCUCUGAAGAGUUCAAAAAACGAUCACCUGGACUGGAGUGUGAAGGGUAUGGAGUUCGAACGGAGCAUCCUCAUCUGGCACAUCGCCACUGAGCUCUGCCACUACAAGGACCACGACAAGAGGCGGAGAGAAAGCCCGGAAAACAUCAAGCACUACAAAAUGAGUAGGUUGGUCUCUCGGUACAUGCUGUAUCUUUUAGUAUAUCAUCCUUUCAUGUUGCAACCAGGGAUACACGCGCCCCGAUAUACAGACACUUUGGUUGACGCUCAGAAGUUCUUCCAGGACAAGCUAGCAGUGUUGUCAAAGAAAGAAACAAUCAUCAACUUAUCAGUUGUCAAGACGUGGGCGCAGAAUUUAUUCGAGAAAGAGAAAUAUGGCCACACCGGAGUUAAAAGCUGCAACAAGGCGCACAAGUCAGCAGAGUCGCGCGAUCUAUGCGAACUCGGCCAUCUUCUGCUCCAUGUGGGAACUCAGCUGCCCGCCGAGAAAAUAAGAAGUGCCAAAAGCAGGUCGGUGCUGUUUGACGGGUGCCAUCUCACGUCCCAGUUGAAUGAAAUCGAGUCGAAAGACUUCGGUAGGAAAUGGCACGUGAUCGGCAAGGUCUGGGCGAAGUUUCUGAUAUACGCGGCUUGCAAAAGCAAAGGCUACGAACACUGUAAGAACCUGAACAAUGGAGGAGAGCUUAUCAGCCAUGUUUGGCUUCUAAUGGCGCAUCUCGGUGUAGCGGAGCUGGUGCAAACUUCCGAAGGACAAUGCAUUACCAAACUGAUCUUGGAUUAG
Molecule: messenger RNA, 2130 nt
Organism: Eucalyptus grandis
Lineage: Eukaryota; Viridiplantae; Streptophyta; Magnoliopsida; Myrtales; Myrtaceae
Exons: 1
Coding region: 1-2130 (709 amino acids)
Source: RefSeq, a predicted model, not a curated record